AAUGCAAAGUGUAAUAAACUCCGUAAAGGGCACUGCGCUGGGCGUCGCUGAGUACCUGACACCGGUGCUGAAGCGCCGAACGAAACGGAGAACAGAGACGCACAGGAAGUUCUGAUGUAAUCGAUGAAAGAAGAGGAGGAAAGCAAAUUCCGAGAAACAGGCGUUUUGACACCGGAGGAAUUUGUAGCAGCCGGCGACAAUUUGGUGCAUCAUUGUCCCACGUGGCAGUGGGCCACCGGCGACGAGGACAGGGCAAAGUCUUACUUACCAAAGGGCAAACAGUUCCUGCUGACUCGCAAUGUUCCUUGUACACGUCGAUGUAAGCAGAUGGAAUACAGCAACGAGCAAGAGUGUAUUAUAGAAGCUGACGAUCCUGAAGGCGGUUGGGUAGACACCCAUCAUUACGCCACUAGUGUCGCUGGUCUGGACGAAAGAGUGACGGAAAUGGCACUGGAGGAGACACUGGGGGAAUCGUCUGAACUUCAAGACAACGCGGACGAGGAUGAGGAUGACGAGGACGCCGCUGAUAUGGAGGCCUUCGAGAUCAGCGGCAUGCUGGACGAGCAGGAUAAGCACGCAGCAACGGAAAGCGCGAAGAAAACCGGCCAUGAGAAACUGGAUUCGUUUACGGAGGGAGAGAUCAUUCGCACUCGCACCUACGACUUGUACAUUACAUACGAUAAAUAUUAUCAGACACCCAGAUUAUGGUUGUACGGAUACAACGAGAAUCGGAAGCAGCUUAGCGUGGAAGAAAUGUACGAAGAUGUUAGUCAAGAUCAUGCUAAGAAGACGGUCACGAUGGAGACUCACCCGCACAUACCUGGCCCCCCUAUGGCUUCUGUUCACCCCUGCAGGCACGCCGAGGUAAUGAAGAAAAUUAUGGAGACGGUGAUGGAGGGCGGUGGAGAAUUAGGAGUGCAUAUGUACCUCAUUAUAUUUCUGAAAUUUGUUCAGUCCGUCAUACCGACAAUUGAAUAUGACUACACGCAAAAUUUUAUGCUAAACGCGAUCGGCUAAAUACGUUAUUAGUGCUAUCGACAUUAUAUUGUGAUUAAUAUAAAUUGCUUAUCAACUGUAUUUAGUGGAUACGCGGGAUAAAUGUGUAUCGAUGUUUACUACGCUUUUCAUCAUAAGUGCGAAAAUCCUAAGGAUAUUCGAGAUUAUAAAAGGAUCCAAGAAAAUUUCGUGCAUCUUGAAUUGACUUUCGAGGAUACGGAAAUUAUAAAAAUAUCGAACGAUCCACUCCCAAGACUCCAAAGAUAUGAAACCGCACGGAUCUCGAGCGUUCAGCAUUUAAAGAUCCAUUUGUACACUCGUCCUAAUUAAUUUUAAGCAAACUUGUACACCUUCACUUUUUUAUAUUGCAAGAUACUAAGUUGAACAGACAUUUAACUUGACAACUGUUAGACAAUAAGCGAGGAAUAAAGGCUACACUGAAAGCAACGAAAGGAAUCGGCAGAGAGAAAUACAGAAAUAAUGUCCUAUAUGUUUAUAAUCAAUGAUUUAUUGUUUGUUAAUUGAUCAUUUCUAAAGAAACGCUUAAAUAUUUAUCAAAAUCGGUUAUAGUUAAUUAUUCUAAAAAUAAAUUGAAAUAUUC
Molecule: messenger RNA, 1597 nt
Organism: Vollenhovia emeryi
Lineage: Eukaryota; Metazoa; Arthropoda; Insecta; Hymenoptera; Formicidae
Gene: Atg3
Product: ubiquitin-like-conjugating enzyme ATG3
Exons: 7
Coding region: 124-1017 (297 amino acids)
Biological process (GO): nucleophagy; autophagosome assembly; autophagy of mitochondrion
Cellular component (GO): cytoplasmic ubiquitin ligase complex; cytosol
Molecular function (GO): Atg8-family ligase activity
Source: RefSeq, a predicted model, not a curated record